Lindgomyces ingoldianus is the source of this 2175-nucleotide messenger RNA. RefSeq names its product dynamin family protein. Gene Ontology annotation, molecular function: GTPase activity; microtubule binding; GTP binding. Gene Ontology annotation, cellular component: microtubule; cytoplasm; membrane. The record is from RefSeq and is a predicted model, not a curated record. Bases 43 to 2175 code for a protein of 710 amino acids. Lineage: Eukaryota; Fungi; Ascomycota; Dothideomycetes; Pleosporales; Lindgomycetaceae. The transcript is spliced from 2 exons.
AUCUUUGAUAGGACCUAACAAAUUCGACUUCCGCAACUCGUUAUGACAGAACCCGCUGAUGUGCUAGAGGGCACCACCCUCCACCAACUUCUAUCAGAAGAUGAGAAUCGCCUACUUGACGCAAUAGAUGAGCUUAGGUCUCAAGGCGUUGGGAAACUGCUUGGUGAACCCGGCCAACCUGGCCUUCCUCAACUUAUCGUGUGCGGUGACCAGUCAUCUGGGAAGAGCUCGGUAUUGGAAGCAUUAACGCGCGUGCGCUUCCCUACGAAGAGCAGUGUUUGUACAACUUUCCCAACCGAGCUUCGAUUACGCCGAGAGUCCAGAUAUCGAAUCAGCUGUCGGAUCAAAGCCGCCUCAUCGCGAACUCAGGAAGACAAAGACAAACUUGCCAGAUUCCAAGCAUCGUUCGACUCACCGGAAAGCUUCCCAGAUUUGAUUUCGGCUGCGCGUAAAUGCAUGAGUGAAACUACGGCCGGAAACGGAUCCGCGUUCUUUGAGGAUGUUCUCGAAAUAGAAAUAGUCGGCCCCAAAAUUGCGCCUCUUACCAUUGUCGACCUUCCGGGUCUUAUCCACUAUCGAGGAACUUCGUCGGGCGAACAAGAUAUUAAACUGGUUUCCAGCCUUGUCCAAAGUUACAUGGAGCAGAAGAACAGUAUUAUCCUAGCCAUUGUCUCAGCCCAUAACGACAUCAACAACCAAAUCGUGUUGAGUCUUAUCGAGAAGAUCCCUAAUGGAAGCAGCCGAGCUCUGGGGAUCAUCACUAAACCUGAUGAGUUACCAUCCGGCUCAGAGAAAGAGCAGGAAUAUAUGGACUGUGCUCGUACAAAUCCGAGUAAAUUUCAAUACGGUUGGCAUGUUGUGCGCAAUCGUAGUUAUGAGGAGCAAGCGAGCACAUUUGAAAAGCGAGACGAAAGGGAAACUGAGUUCUUCAAAAACAGCGCUUGGGCCUCUCUGUCUCGGCGAGAGGUGGGUCUCGGUGUCGACACAUUGCGACAGAAGUUGAGUAGGAUGCUACUCGACCAUAUCGCUUUAAGCCUUCCCUCGAUCGUGCGACGGCUAGAAGAAGACCUCUCCAAAAGCGAGAGCGAGUUGAAAAGAUUGGGAGAAGGCCGCAGCACACCAAAAGAUCAACAGAACUAUCUUUCAGAUAUCAGCGACAACUUCACCGAGUACACAAAAGAAGCUCUUGAAGGAAGAUAUCACCGCAGAUCAUUUUUUGGAGACCCCUUCUUGUCAGAAGGACUCGAGAAGCGAUUGCGUGCCGUCGUUCGUAAUCUAAACGAUGAAUUUGCGACCUCAAUGCUGCAGAAGGGGCAUAAGUGGCAUGUAGUUGAAGACGUGGAGAUGGCUCUCAAAGCUUCGAAAAUUGAUCACCCAAAUGUUAUAUCUAAAUCGGUCUUCCUCAAGAAACAUGUGGAUACGUUGGCACAUCAUGAAAGGGGAAAUGAGCUCCCGGGAAUGUCCAACCCUCUUUUGGUUGGAUCAUUAUUUCAUCAACAGUCCGAGCCUUGGGAGAGUAUCGCUUCUGCCCAUUUGGCCUCUGUUUGGAGCGCCGCAAAAGAUUUUUUGGAACUUCUGCUCAGUCAUCUAACGGAUGAUCGAACUCGGAACCAAUUACUGAUCCACAUCAUUGAUCCGGCAAUGGAAGCGCGACGCCAAACCAUGCGUACCAAGCUCGAAGAACUCCUAGUGCCACACCGCGAUCAUGAUCCGGUCAACGUGGAUCCUAAUUUCGCCCGUAAGAUAUGGUCGGCGAGAGAAAGUAGAAUCGCUAAACCUAUCGUUGAAUCGGUUCGGCAACAAUUCGUACUCAGCACUGAUAGAACUCUCAUCCCGUCGACUGACGAGAUCAUGACUAAAAUAGGAUGGCCAAACACUCUCAUCGAUGACAAGUAUGGGUCAAAUGAGACCUUCGAAUUCAUGCGUACUUAUUAUGAGUCAACGAUGCCAAUGUUUAUCAAUAAUGUAGCAUCGCUUGCGGUGGAACAGUGUUUGCUCACUGGCCUUCCUAAAAUCUUUUCCUCUCUCAACAUCAGAGAGAUGAGCGAUGAGAGAUUAGGGCUUAUUGCUUCGGAAUCUAGAGAAACGCUCCUUGAAAGAGACCACCUCAUCGAACGAGUGAAAGUUCUGCGAAAGGGACUUCAGACCAUUAAAGUAAUACAUCCUGGUAUGUAA